AUGUUGCUCUUACAGCUCAAUCUAUUCAUUCUCCUUUUCGUCUUGCGACAAACAAGCUCAGCGCAAUUGGAUCUCGACUUAAAUGAGCCAGCAAUCGAUUCUAUGAAUAUAGACUUGAAUCUACCCCUUGAACAACAUGAAGAAAGUAUGACAGCACCAAUGAAGCAAACAGUACAAGAUUCUGUUCCAGACCAAUCUCGCUCUACAAAGCCUAAGAGGCACAGAAGCAAACUCAAAAUGAAAGUAUAUAGGGAUACUUUCAAGGCAAAGUUGAUGACGAAACCGGAAGACUAUGAAAAGUUUAAAACAAUAAAAAGUCAAAAGGCAAAAGACAAGUAUCACAAUUUAAAUAAAGCUGAAAAAGAAGAACUACUCUUACAAAAGAGGCUUUCUUAUCGAAAGCUUAUGCACAGUAGGAAGCAGCAGAAUCCCGAAUAUCGUAAAAUAGACAAACGAACUCAAUUACGUGCACGGAUCCGUGAGGGAAAUCCCUCAGAGGACGAUGUACGCAAACAUGCGGAAUUGUUGAAGAAAGAUAGAAUCCGAGACCAAAACCGUAAACAAGCGGCUCUAAAUUCAGCGAAGAAAAUGCCUCUAGUUAGGACUGCGCCUUCAAAUCAACCACACUCAUAG
Molecule: messenger RNA, 633 nt
Organism: Meira miltonrushii
Lineage: Eukaryota; Fungi; Basidiomycota; Exobasidiomycetes; Exobasidiales; Brachybasidiaceae
Exons: 1
Coding region: 1-633 (210 amino acids)
Source: RefSeq, a predicted model, not a curated record